CAGACACGUGGCCGAGCAGAAGCCGUCGGUUAGAGAACGCUCGUUGUUCACCAGGGUGCGCUGUCCGACGAGGGCGUUAUCUGCUGUCACGUGAUUCCGAAAGAGCUAGCAUUUUAGCGGUCUCGGCUCCCCGGCGUCAUUCCCGAUUGCCUCUCAACCACUACCAUGCUUGGUACCGGACGGCAAGUUCUGCACCGAGCGUGCGACUCGGUCAGCGGCGUCAACUGGCGCCCGACGCGGUUCGUCGACGAGCCGGUGGCGGCUCGCUACGCCUGCUGUGUCUGCCACCUGAUUCCGACCACGACAGUCCUGCUGCCCUGUGGUCACGCCCUCUGUGACCAGUGCCAGCGAGGCUCUGUUACCCAAGAUGGCGGAAGCGUCUGUCCCCUGGACGGAGAGCCAUUCUGCGAGGACGAAUGCCAGAAGUUGCAGCUUCAAGAAAGGAGGAAGCAAAAGCUGGAGGCCCACUGCUGGAACGAAGUCCACGGCUGCGACUUCGUCGGCCCCCUGGCGGCACUCCUGGGACACUUCGAGGCAGAGUGCGCCUUCCACGUGCUUCCGUGCGAACGGUGCGGCGAGACCGUGCGGAACUCAGAGCUUGCUGCCCAUUACAUUGGCGGCUGCAGCAACGCAUUGUCGUCGGUUACGCUGGCCGAGUCAUCGCAGAAAAGCGGCACCGUCGUCACUUCCGGUGACGUCACCACAGUUGGGCGAGAAAUCGACAAGUCUGCGGCGAAUACUUGCGAGGACGCGAUGCCGGCCCUUCAGAGUCAGGUGAACGAAUUUACGGAGGCGGCCAGAAUCCAAGGCGCUCAGCUGCAGGAGUUAAACGCCGCGCUGGCGGCUAGGCUUGACUCACUCAAUGCCAACGUGGCACUGGCCGCCCAGAAAUUUUCGGAGACGAUCGGUGAGGCCUCGCAGAUGCAAAAGCGCAUGCUCGAUUGGCAAGUAGGGAUAAGUUGUCUGACUCGAAAAGGUGUGGCAGGUUCUCCUUCCGAAAGUAUGCACUUGCCGGAGGUGACGAGCACCCUUCAAAACUUGGAACACUUCGCCGGCGAGUCGCUACGAUGUCUCGAACGCUUACUCCAAGCACAAAUGAAAGAGUCCCACCCGAUCGUUCAGUUGUUCCUGCUCCCUCGAAGAAUAGACGAGCCGGUGGAAGGGUGUGCCAUGUCUAGCUUGUCAAGCUGUACAAAAGUGAACGAAACAGUCUAUCAUAUGAUUUUAUCAAAGCUGUCCAGCAAUCUAGAUGUCGCCUUUCCACCUAGGUUGCAUCGGCGAGACGUCUGGUUUAGAGUGACUUUCAACGACUAUGAGGAUAGACGCACGUGUCGGAAAAGCAUUUGCAUGACCAUCACUUGGAUUUGCAAAAAAGAAAACAUGAGCAAUCUUCCGAAAGUUGUUAGCGUAAUAAAAGUAAAUCGAGGUAAUUCCAAUAUCUUGCGUAAUUUCGGAAGCAAAGACUGGCAACAACAAUAUUGUUUGGGCGAACUGUACCAACUCGAAAAUGAAGCAUUCUGGGUAUUCGAAAUCGUUAUACACGACUAACGGACGGCAACCAACCCCACAAACAAUGAAUCAAUUUUUUAAGGGCUUGCGAGGCGCACAGGAAAGCCACCAUUGCUCUGCCCAUCGUUGAAACAAGGGCGCCUGACUGUCAAAUGUUCUUUAGCAAGGUGUGAACAAUGUGCCUAAACAUGUAUAUAUUGCUCAAAAUAGCAGUGAGAGCUUUGACCACGGGGUUCGAAGCCGUGAGGGGAAAAUGUUCCUUUUCUUCGUUGAGUCGCACCACUACAGCUACUCGCGGAUGCCGCAAUGGCCAUCACAGAAGCCGUCGGGUUAGAGCUCGCAAGCGUCGUCCAAAUCUGGCGAUGGAUGCGUUACCCACCGUGGCAGUCACGGGCAUGUCAUUGAUUCUUCGAAGAUUGGAAAACACAAUAAAGGCGCUUUUGCUGCU
Messenger RNA from Dermacentor andersoni, 1957 nucleotides. RefSeq lists its product as uncharacterized. Gene Ontology annotation, cellular component: plasma membrane signaling receptor complex; cytoplasmic side of plasma membrane. Gene Ontology annotation, biological process: regulation of canonical NF-kappaB signal transduction. NCBI's taxonomy places the organism in Eukaryota, Metazoa, Arthropoda, Arachnida, Ixodida, Ixodidae. Gene Ontology annotation, molecular function: tumor necrosis factor receptor binding. The record is from RefSeq and is a predicted model, not a curated record.